ACUGCAUGAAUUUCACACCGGACCUUUACCUUUGUCUGUAAAUCGUGGAAUGACCAAAAAGCCCUUAUCUCUGCUUCUCCUUCAUUGGGCUCGCUUUUUCGCACCAACUUUCUUCUUCGUCCUCUGUAAAACCUAAAAUUCAUUUGCUUAAUUCUCUUUCUGCAGUUCUAAAUCCUUUUAUCUAUGCACUCUACUGUAUAAAAAGGGUUUCCAAUUUUCUCCUAAUUAAGAGGUCAGAGUGAAAACGGGAACAAAUUUAUUUUUAUUUUCAUUUUCAUUUUCAAUAAAUCUCAAUUCUAUAUGUAUUGGUUGAAUUCGAAUUCUACUAAUCAUUGUAUAUAUUCCAAAAACUUUUUGGUUGGGUUCCGUUAAACCCAUUUGUGUAAUGUUAUCUGCUUUUAUUUGAAGGCGAAACCUUUUUGUGAAUAUAUAUAUUUUAUGUUGGGUUCCUUGAGACCUGCAAGAUGGCAUCAAGUUUGCACCAAUGGGAAUCGGACCCUCUGUUCUCAGCAGCUGAAGUGGUUCAGGAUUCUGCAGACAGGAUGGAUUCGCUUUUUCGCCUCCUCUUGCAUGACCAAAAUCUUGUUCAAGGUGACCAUCCCGACCCAAGGCUGCUUAUGUCAAUAGAAAAUCACAAGCGAGAUCUUGCAACCAUACUUGAAACUGCAAAAUGGCAGUUGGAAGAUUUUGAAAGAGCUGUCAACUCAUCAGCUAUGCAAGACAAAUCUCGAUCUAAGGAAGAUGUUAUUUCUAGGCAUUGUCAGUUUAUUAGAGCCAUUAGGGAACAAAUAAAUCACGUCGAGACAAGUGUGGAUGGCCCAUCUAUGGGUGAUUCCAUGAAAAAUUCUGAAUGGAUUAAUUUAAAUGAACAAGAUAGAGAUGGGUUAGCUUUAUUUCUUAUUGGAGGAAAUACCACUGAACAUUCAAAUCAUCAUGACAUGGAAGAUAGUAGCAUUUUGAGAAGAUUCCUUGAUCGGACUUCAUCAUCUAGUUUAAAAGAUGAUGAAAUUGUUGAGCACGGUAACAUAGAAUUCAAGAAUUUAAAAAUGAACGGAGAUGUACAUGCAGACCAUCACUCUGUAAAGGAAAAAUACCUAAGAAAGAUGGAUUCUCCUUUCCCUACAAGAUUAAGCUCAGAUAUGCAAGAGAUCUCUUGUAACAGGCAAGACGAUACUGGCAAUUGGGACCUGGAAGCAAAUGAUGCCACAUCUAAAAGUGUUUUCUGCGAAAAGAAAUUUAGGGCGUUCCAGGGCAGAAUGAACUUUAGAUUCUUGAACAAUCUGUGGGCUAUGAGCGGGAGCAGGGUCACUAAGAGCUAUAUAAAGAGAUUGAAAGAUGGGGAAGAACAAAGGCAAUCCACGAGAUACACUGAUGUUAGCGCUUCUGCACAGGGUCAAUGUGUGGGACCAAGGUUAGGAUAUAGAAGUAGCAGCUUGGAAGGAUUAUUCUCUAGAUUUCGAGCAAAUCUAAUGGUCCUGUUUAGCAGCCUGGGAGCAAGAUAUCAAAUAUUUCCCUUUCAUCUUCCAAUUAAUCGACACACAAUUCAAAUGAUAUUCACGAUAAUCUUUGCACUCAUAUUUUUGGGUAUACUGGUGUCCCGGAUUGCUUGAAACUGGAAAUUUGCUGUAAGUUCUGCAAAUUAUUCAUGGAGAUGAAGCAUCAACCGCUGGAAAAAAAACAAUUAAAUGUACGAACUCUCCACAUCGAGAUUUUGCUUGGGAGCUUAACCAUAUUCACUCCAGUUGAAAAUUUUAAUGAACUGAGUAAAUAAUCCCAUGGUCUUGUAAUAUUCUCACUACUAAUGAAAAUAUUUAAAUUGUAAGAUGUAUUUAAAUAUAUGGAAAAACUUUAUUA
This is a messenger RNA of Hevea brasiliensis (rubber tree), 1854 nucleotides long. RefSeq lists its product as uncharacterized. NCBI's taxonomy places the organism in Eukaryota, Viridiplantae, Streptophyta, Magnoliopsida, Malpighiales, Euphorbiaceae. The record is from RefSeq and is a predicted model, not a curated record. Bases 465 to 1610 code for a protein of 381 amino acids. Gene Ontology annotation, biological process: Golgi vesicle transport. Gene Ontology annotation, cellular component: membrane. The transcript is spliced from 5 exons.